Molecule: messenger RNA, 1686 nt
Organism: Danaus chrysippus (African queen)
Lineage: Eukaryota; Metazoa; Arthropoda; Insecta; Lepidoptera; Nymphalidae
Source: the annotation of a GenBank genome assembly
AUGGCAACCAUGGUGAACAUGAACAGCCUUCUGAACGGUAAAGACUCGCGUUGGCUGCAACUCGAAGUAUGCAGAGAGUUCCAACGGAAUAAGUGCUCGCGACCUGACACCGAGUGCAAGUUCGCACAUCCUCCGGCCACUGUUGAAGUACAGAAUGGAAGAGUUACUGCCUGCUACGACAGUAUCAAGGGGCGGUGUAACCGAGAGAAGCCACCCUGCAAGUACUUCCACCCCCCGCAGCAUCUUAAGGAUCAGCUGUUGAUUAACGGUCGGAAUCAUCUAGCACUAAAGAACGCCCUGAUGCAGCAGAUGGGCCUUACGCCGGGCCAGGUGCUCCCUGGCCAGGUCCCAGCCGUUGUGGGCGGCGUGAGCGGCGCGGGUGCGGCCGCCAGCCACAUCGCGGCCCUGGACCCGAUCAGUCUCGCCCUGCUCGCCCCGCAGGCAACAUCACCUUACUUAUCGGGUGUGCCCGGAGUGGGCUCGACGUAUGCUCAAUACUAUGCGCCGCAGCUGGUCCCGGCUGUGUUGGGUCACGACCCGUCCGCGGCCGCCGCCUCGCCACUAGGAGUCAUGCAGCAGCCCGUACUGCAGCAGAAACUGCCGCGUACUGACCGUCUUGAGGUGUGCCGGGAGUUCCUGCGCGGCGCGUGCAAGCGGGCCGAGUCCGAGUGUCGCUUCGCGCACCCGCCGCCGCCGGUGGUCGCUCACGACGACGGCUGUGUCACGGUGUGCAUGGACGCCGUCAAGGGCCGCUGCGUCCGCGACCCCUGCCGCUAUUUCCACCCUCCCCUGCACCUGCAGGCGCACCUUAAGGCGCAGGCGCGCGGCGCGAUGGACAUGAAAAGCGUCGGUUCCUUCUAUUACGAUAACUUCGCCUUUCCCGGUGUGGUCCCGUACAAAAGACAAGCCGCCGACAAAGCCGGAGUUCCCGUAUACCAGCCGGCGACUACUUACCAGCAACUGAUGCAGCUGCAGCAGCCAUUCGUGCCCGUGUCAUGUGAGUACCCCGCGCCCGCCUCGUCCGCCCCGCCGGCCGCGGUGACCGCGGUGUCGGGCGCCGCAGGACCCCAGCCGGCGCCCGCGUCCGCGCCGCUCCCCCAGGCCGGCCCGCCGCCCGCCGCGCAGCCCGCUCCUCCCGCGCCCGCCUCGCCUCCCGUCUCCGUCGCCGACGCGGCUGUACCGGACCCCGCCGCCGUCGCCAAAGAGGUCGCUCACAAGAAUUACGCGGCCGCGCUCGCGCUCGCCGCUCAGCACUCCGCCAUGGCGCACGCGGCCGCCGCCUACACCCAGCAGGCGUUCAAGGCCCGCGCCGCCAUGCCGGGGUUGAUGCGCGCUCCGCUCAUGAUGCGGCCGGGUUGGCCCGCGCCGCCCGUGCCCAUGCCCGCCUUCUACCAGCAGCCUUACAUGUACGCGAUGCCCCCGCCCGCGGCUCCUUCCGCGGCGCGCGGCGGCGGCGGCGGCGGCCGCUGCAGUCAACCCCUACAAAAAGAUGAAGACGACCUAAGACGCGCGGGCGGGCCGCGGCCGGAGGGGCGCGGGGUGCGGGGUCUCCGCGUAGAGACUCGUACGUGUGCGAUAGUGUGGCCCUGGCCUGUCGGGGCGUUAGCGCUAGGCGUGUUGUCACAUUUGUAUUGUAUUAUUGUAAGGACGAAGCGAGCGGUUCCCGUCUCGCGGAAGUCUAGGUAG